Molecule: messenger RNA, 2120 nt
Organism: Gigantopelta aegis
Lineage: Eukaryota; Metazoa; Mollusca; Gastropoda; Neomphalida; Peltospiridae
Product: target of rapamycin complex 2 subunit MAPKAP1-like
Exons: 13
Coding region: 194-1789 (531 amino acids)
Biological process (GO): TORC2 signaling
Cellular component (GO): plasma membrane; cytoplasm; TORC2 complex
Molecular function (GO): phosphatidylinositol-4,5-bisphosphate binding
Source: RefSeq, a predicted model, not a curated record
CCUCGAAUCGCGAAAAUGAGUUAAUAUACAAUAGUUUCUGAAUAGACAGAUCUUGGAGUGAUAAACUGUUGCACGAUUUACAGCAUCAAGUACUCAAGAAUUCCAGCAGGUGCGCGACUGUUGAUUACUCCAGGAUACAUGAUCUAGCAUGAAGAUUUUUGUGGCCAAGAGAUAGAACCUUCUGAACAUCACCAUGGCGAUGAUGGACAAUGCUGGUUUUCUGGUCUCGCACAUCCGUAAUUCGUUCAUCACAAGUGAUGACACAGGGAUGUGUGAGCUCAUCAUUGAAUCGGAUGAGCCUGAGAAGAGAACUAAACGAUCUCACCCAUACAACUCUUACUGGAUGGAAAGUGGUAAGGAAGAAUCUGACUAUCACAAUGACAGCGGGCUUGACAUUUCUGAUGGAGAGCUUUCUCAUUCGUAUGACAUUAUUGCGGACAUGGACUAUGGCGCCCACCGGCGAAGGUCCAACACAGCCCAGCGCUUGGAGCGCAUGAAGAAAGAGAAGAGGACGCAAUGUAAAGUGAAAACUAUCACCUGGAAGAACGCACCGAUGGAGCUCACAGCUGAGGAUAAGAAGGGUAUGUUUGAGAAGAAGAGUGAGCUGGUGGCGGAGGGGAACCAGGACAAGGACAAGAGAACGUCACUCCUCAGUCAGAUGCUCACCACAGGGUCCAGGGGAGAGAACCCCUUUUCGGAAUAUGCAAAGUUUGAUGGGAGGACCACUGUUGGCAUUGGUACAAAGAAAAUAGAUAUCUACCUGACGAUGGCACCACCCUCUGAACGAUCAUAUCCCAUUCCGGUUAUCGUCACGGCAACAGCCAAGGUCCAGGAUCUGAUUGGUUUAAUCUGCUGGCAGUACACCAAUGAGGGAAGGGAAUCAAAGAUGAGUGAGAACCUUGACCUGUACUGUCUGCACAUAGCGGAGGACGAUGGAGAAGUGGACAUGGAUUUCCCCAGUCUCGACAACCGAGAACCGGUGUCCAAGUUCGGCUUCGCCAAACUCGCUCUUGUUCAGCGUGCACCAUCACAGCCUGUUCCCAAAGUCUCACUCGUGGUUACAGUAACUGUUCCCAAUAAAGGCUUCAACAAGUUCCAGGUGCCAAGUGCUAACAUUCAGAUGAAAGUGAUCCUCGAAAAGGUGAUCAGGAGACGGAAGAUAAAAGUCAGACCAGGAACUGAAAGAAAUAAAUUGCAUAACUUGAUGUCAGGUCUGAACUACAACCUGGAGAAACAAGAGCAGCCGGGAACCGCCAUUGAUCUGGACAGCACUCUCGACUCCAUGGAUACCAUGGAGUUCUGUCUCGUCCGGGAAAACAGUACACGAGGUGAUUCUCAGGAGAGAGAACGACACGACUCGUCCGAUGUGGCCGAGUCGCUCACUAGUCAUCAGUACAAGUCAUACAUCGUCAGCAUGGUCCACAGACUCAUACCCAACAGCGACGUCCAGCUUGGUAUCAGCGGUGAGAAGGUUGAGAUAGACCCGGUGGUCAGUAAAGGAUCAGUGCGACUGUUCCGCCAGCGCCCAGUCACGUAUGAUGCAGACAGUAUAGCCGACUGUGAUAUAUUAGAACAGAAGUCUAAUGGUCGCAAUGUCUUUCGGAUGACGUACCAAACAGGUCAUGAAUGCCGACAUCACGAUUUUGAAGCAGACCAUACCAUUAGUCUGGAGAUAGUUCAGAAAAUUAAUAACAUCCUGGAACUGCGACUAAGUCGCAUACGAAAAGACUUUGUGGCCAACAAGGAGAAGAAAAUGCUAAAAAAGAGAGACUCUAUAAAAUUUAGCUAACACCAACAUAAUUAUUAUUUUUUAUUUGACAAUUAAUACAGCUUUGAUCAAGGGUUCAAAGAGAAAGUUACAACACAUUGAUUUAUUAAUCAUUGGAUGUGGAACAUUAGGAAUCUAUAUUAUAUGCACUUCCUCGCAGACAGGACAUCACUUACUACAGUUGUGGGGCACUGAUUGGGAUGGACAGUGCACGCUUAAUUUGUGAUUGAUCUAGGAUUGAUUCUAGUCAGUGGGCCCAUUGGGCUAUUUCUCGUUCCAGCCAGUGCUCCACAAAGGCCGUAGUAUGUACUAUCCUGUCUAUGGGAUGGUGCAUAUAAAAGAUCCCUUACUG